AAAUCACAAUUCACAGCACAGGCCUGAGGAGUGAGGCGGGAGGCCACAGCAAUCAGCAUUACGAUUUAUGUUCUAAAGGCCGAGCUUCAAGCUUGAUGCAUGACGGCUUUGACAUAUUUUGUUCCGUCCUAAUAAUUUUUGUUUAUGAGCACAAACUACAAAAUAGAUUCAAAUAAUAUACGAGUUUUACAAUUAUAAGUUAUGGCGACCUAUGAUAACAAAGCUUGGCUUCUAAAAAAUAUAAGAGAUGCAUUCAUUGCAACAGACGAUACCGGUUUGUGCGAAAUUGUAAUGGCUGGUGAAGACUUUUCAAAAAUAUUCCAAACCAAAGCAAUUGAAGAGAAAAAGCGUAUGAAAAACAGAGUAGUAAAUAGGCCGAGCACAAGUAUGGGUAGAGAGAGUUUCGCUGAGGAUGAUGAGAGAGAUAUCGCGACACUGUUUGAUCCAUACCCUGAUAUGGAAGACAGCGAUGAGGAUCCCAUGUAUGGCAGUUGGUUCCGUCAUGAAGAGUUUGGAGGACACAGACAAAGAUCAAACACAGCGCAAUGGCUAGACAAAAAAGAAUUAGCUUUAAAAAAGGCAGCGAAAAUAAAAGUGGUAAAAUGGGAAGAACCAUAUCCUCAAUUAACUGAAGACCAAAAAGCUGAAGCAUUCAAAAAAGUUGAAGUUAAAAGGCCACAAAAACAGAAGUCUUUACUUACAGAGCAAUUAGAGAAGUGUCCUGAUUUGCCACAUCGUCAAUAUUUGGAGUAUGCAAAGUUUGAUGGCACAGCACAACUUGGGUUGCCUACUAAAGUAUUUAAAAUUUUCAUGACAACUGUCCCAGAAAAACAUCAAAAUUAUCCAGUCAUUGUUUGUGUUAUUGCCAGUGCCAAGAUCAAAGAUUUGAUAGGCUUCACUUGCUAUAAGUACAGUAUAGAACAUCCUGAUAUUACACUUGGCUCAGUACAUGAUUAUGGACUUUGUAUAGCAGAGGACGAUGGUGAAGUUGACUGGGCAUUCCCCUGCUUAGACAACAAUGAACCGUGUUCAAAGUUUGGCUUUACCUGUCUUGGGCUCAUAGAUACAAAACAAAAGGAGAAAAUUAUUCAAGUGACUACACCAAUUCCAGAUAUUGAUAUGGGCCACAGUGUGUUUUGUUUCCCAAAAGCCCCUGAUUCUGGACAGAGUAAUAUAAACUCCACCAAGCAGCACACGGGCGGCAGUGACACAUCAGAAAUUAUGAAAGCCAUGCAUUCUGUUACUGAAGGUAAGGGUUUAGGCUUCCAAUCGGGUCCACCCUUGACGGACGCACCACAAGAUAAGCUGUACAGGGUACAGUUAUUGCACAAAGUGCGGGCCAGCACUCCAGUCCAACUCUGUAUAACACUGGAUCAGAUUGAAGUUGUCCCACUAGUAACACAAAAACAUGCAUUUUGGUCGAGGCCAAAAUACUUUCUGCACAGCAUGAACUCAGUGGCAUGGUGUCAAAUACUAGAAGCAAAGAGCAAUAAGACAUCAUUCCGGAUUGUCUACUCACCUAGUCAUGAUACUGCCUUCAACGACUCAUACACAGCAGGUAACUCCAGUGCUUUCCAAGCCACAGCAAUUUAUAAGAAACACGAAUUUGAGUGCGAUCACGACACGGCACGAAGAAUCGUCGAUAAAGUAAACACCAUAUUAGAUCUCAGAAAUAGUCCGUGUCGACGAGAAUAUAAAAACACCAAAGAGAAGAAACUUCAUACAAGAAGAAGUUUCCACACAAAACAAUUAAAAAGUUGAAUAUAGCACAUAUUCUGCCUAUUUCAAAGUUCCUUUAUACAAGUGUUGACUGAAUUUAUUAUUAAAUUAAUUCGGAAUAUAAACGAAAGUCGAAACAGACCCAAAGUAAAAAAAAUACAGAUGGAAAUGUAUUAAAUAGCUAUUACUUUAAAUUUCAAACUCAUUUUCCUGCAGUAGUCUAACUUUCAUUGUUUGCAGGUUUUUUAUAUUUGU
Molecule: messenger RNA, 1974 nt
Organism: Pieris rapae (cabbage white)
Lineage: Eukaryota; Metazoa; Arthropoda; Insecta; Lepidoptera; Pieridae
Gene: Sin1
Product: stress-activated map kinase-interacting protein 1
Exons: 6
Coding region: 202-1761 (519 amino acids)
Biological process (GO): TORC2 signaling
Cellular component (GO): plasma membrane; TORC2 complex; cytoplasm
Molecular function (GO): phosphatidylinositol-4,5-bisphosphate binding
Source: RefSeq, a predicted model, not a curated record